Messenger RNA from Manis pentadactyla (Chinese pangolin), 1007 nucleotides. RefSeq names its product MAPK regulated corepressor interacting protein 2 (gene MCRIP2). Lineage: Eukaryota; Metazoa; Chordata; Mammalia; Pholidota; Manidae. The record is from RefSeq and is a predicted model, not a curated record. Bases 198 to 695 code for a protein of 165 amino acids. The transcript is spliced from 6 exons.
UGCCCGUUAAAGGGGCCGCGCCCUCGGCGCCCGGCGAGCGCUAGCCCGGCGGAGGGCGCGGGACGGGCCAGAGGGCGAGCGCGCGGUGUCCCGCGCACCAUGUACACCCUCAGCAAGGGGCCCAGCAAGCUGGUGGCGCAGCGCCGCACAGGUCCCACGCAGCAGCAGGUGGAGAGCAGGCUCGGCGAGCUCCUGAAAUGCCGGCAACCCGCGCCGCCGCCCCCGCGCGCGCAGCCGCUGGGACCCUGGCCCCUGGCGAGUGCCCCUCAGCUGAGGAGGAACCCCGAGCGGCGGUGGGGCACCUGAGCCCAGGAAGGCGAGCAGGCCGGCGGGACCGUGAGUGCCUGGCGGAGUGGCACGUGCAGCCCAGGACUCCCGGCUCCCACCUCCUGCUUCCAGGGCCGAGGCUUGUGUUCAAUCGGGUGAAUGGCCGGCGGCCCCCCACCACGACCUCAUCCCUUGAGGGAGCCCAGGAGACCUACACGCUGGCUCAUGAGGAGAACGUCCGGUUUGUGUCUGAAGCCUGGCAACUAGUGGAGCAGCAGCUGGGUGGAGACCCAGCUGGUGAGAGCGGCCCAGGGCCUGUGCAGUACGUGGAGAGGACCCCCAGCCCCCGGCUGCAGAACUUCGUGCCUAUCGACCUGGAUGAGUGGUGGGCACAGCAGUUCCUGGCCAGAAUCACUAACUGUUCCUAGCUGCUGGCGUGAAGGAGUGCUGGGCUUGUAGGGCCUGCCCCUGCCCACGGUGGACUGUCUGACGGGAGAGGACCACAGUGCUCUGUCCACUGCUGUGGCAGGCUGUGCUUUGACCUGGGCCUAGCCGGGCGUCGGCCACACCUGAAGUGCCAGCAUUUGGACUUUUGUACCUGCUGACCCCUUGGCCCAGCUGUCCCAGGCUGUCAGGGGCUGAACCCGUGUAACCUCAACCCUGCUCACUGUGCCCCAGGGACCAGCCUCUGGGACUGGCAGGGAGGAGGAGCUCCAGGUUAAUAAAUUCAACAAACUGCC